Messenger RNA from Paramisgurnus dabryanus, 1141 nucleotides. RefSeq names its product polymeric immunoglobulin receptor-like. Gene Ontology annotation, cellular component: plasma membrane. The record is from RefSeq and is a predicted model, not a curated record. Lineage: Eukaryota; Metazoa; Chordata; Actinopteri; Cypriniformes; Cobitidae. Gene Ontology annotation, molecular function: transmembrane signaling receptor activity.
ACUCGCUGUUUACGGUUUAAAUACUUUUAACAGCAUUAUCUUCAUUCGUUUUGAGCAUACCGAUUUUAUGACUUCAUUGUAACUGAGAAACAAAUAUUUGUAACUACUUGUUCAAGUUAACUUGGCAGACUACAGAAACAUAAAAAAUGUAAAAGAAAUGUUAAUCAUAUCAUCAAAUAUUAAUGUCUUAUUAAUAUUUAAAGAAAUAUUGUUAAAAAUGCCAAAUAUACUGUAUAAAAAUUAAAACAGAUAAGCAUCAAAAUCAUUCAGUCAUCAUUGUUAACAAAAAACUGACAGGUAAAUUUGAAAUUGUUGUUGUUUAGGUGGUGAGUGUAGAAGUGGAACUGUUCAGACUGGUGGAUCUGUUAUUUUUCCUUGUCAUUAUGAAACUAAAUACACCCAACACAAGAAAUACUGGUGCUAUAAUAAAAAUCCAACAUACAGUUCAUGUUCUCCUCUGGCAUAUGCAAAUGAAACAAAAGGAGACGUGUCAGUAAUUGAUCAUCCUGAUCAGAGUUUAUUUACUGUCACUAUGAGAGACCUGCAGCAUCAAAACACUGGAUAUUACUGGUGUGCUGUGGAAAAUGAAGAAGACAUGACUGUUACAGAGUGGUUUAACAUCACAAUCCAAUCGGUUCCUGAUCUCUCUGUGAUGUCCAGCAAUGUAACUGUAGAUGAAGGUGGUAAUAUCAGUCUACAGUGUCUCUACACUUCUACAUAUAAGAAUAAAACAAAACAGUGGUGUAGAUAUAAAGAUAAGGGCUGUUACACAGUGGGAAGAUCUGACACAUCCCAGAAUGCAUCAGUUAAGAUCAGUGAUGAUGGGAGAGGAUCUUUGACUGUGGUGAUGUCUGGACUGAUGAAAAGUGAUUCUGGCUGGUAUUACUGUUCUGUAGGAGAUCUACAGGUUCCUGUUCAACUCUCAGUCACUGCAGUGAUCACAGACCGCACGUCAAUGAAAGACAUACAGUAUGAUGAUCUGAAGAUGUGGCUUCUACCCAUCGCUCUGCUGCUGAUUCUGGUUACUGUGACAUCUAUAAUACUGAGAAACAAACACAGUCAGUAUUACAUUACAUUUGUAUUCAUGCAUUUGGCAGAUGCUUUAACCCAGAGCAACUCAUGCCAUUCACUGGAGAAAUAA